AGCCUUGAAUCAUAAACUCCUUAACCUAGAAUACUACUUUAAAGAGAUAGAACACAAUGGAAAUUAUCCGAGUGGCUAUGAAAGCAGUGAUCGUUGUGAGCAUGCUUGGGUGGCUUGCCUCAAUUGCUUACGCUGCUGAAGGAACUGCCACCUUCUACACUCCUCCUUAUGUCCCCUCUUCUUGCUAUGGAUUUGAGGACAAGGGAGUGAUGAUUGCCGCAGCAAGCGAUGCCAUAUGGGACAACAGGGCUGCAUGUGGGAGAAGGUACAGCGUGAGAUGCACUGGAGCCACAAAUCAAGUGCCUCAACCAUGCAGAGGAGGAAGCGUAAUCGUCACAGUAGUUGAUUACUGUCCACCAGGCUGCCGAGGAACCAUUGAUCUCUCACAGGAAGCUUUCUCCCAGAUUGCUGAUCCUAAUGCGGGCAAUAUCAAGAUUGAAUAUACCCAGGUAUAAGGGAAGUUGGAGACGGAAUUAAAAGAUGAAAUAUCCAUAUUAAUAAAAGAGGGAAGAAUAAAAAUAAAAAAGUAAUAAGGAUGAUGCUCAAUUGUAUUUCAUCUAUCUAUGCCUUCAUGUAUGACUUAUGAAUAUGAUAUGCAUAUUAAUAAAAUAAAGAUCUAGUUA
Molecule: messenger RNA, 623 nt
Organism: Manihot esculenta (cassava)
Lineage: Eukaryota; Viridiplantae; Streptophyta; Magnoliopsida; Malpighiales; Euphorbiaceae
Product: EG45-like domain containing protein
Exons: 3
Coding region: 57-455 (132 amino acids)
Biological process (GO): systemic acquired resistance
Cellular component (GO): apoplast; cell wall
Source: RefSeq, a predicted model, not a curated record